Copidosoma floridanum is the source of this 2584-nucleotide messenger RNA. Its product is annotated as organic cation transporter protein-like. Gene Ontology annotation, cellular component: membrane. NCBI's taxonomy places the organism in Eukaryota, Metazoa, Arthropoda, Insecta, Hymenoptera, Encyrtidae. The record is from RefSeq and is a predicted model, not a curated record. Gene Ontology annotation, biological process: transmembrane transport. Gene Ontology annotation, molecular function: transmembrane transporter activity.
UGUUACGGUCGUCCUCAUCUCUCUCUCAUCUCACAUACCUAAGCGCGUAUCGCGAUUAAAGAGCCGAGCCGGUGUGUCUCAUCAUGCAGAAUCCCGGUGAUACGGAGGAGGUGAAGAUGCAGAGCAGAUCGAAAAAAGGAAAGGGCCCUGUGGACCUGGUGCAGGAGGCGAUGGGCUCGCUUGGACCCUGGCACAUUAUGAUCGCAAUCGCCCUGUCUCUGGUAAAAUUCCCGGUAGCCUGGAACCAAUUGUCCAUUGUCUUUUUGGCGCCGCGUAUUGAUUUUGUUUGCGUCUCACCCCUACCCACCGAUAAUAAAACGAUGAUCAAUGAAUGCGAGGUCAAUGUUGGUAACGGCACGAUGCAAAGUUGCACCAAGUUCCAUUACGAUCGCAAAGAAUUCAAGGAGACGAUCAUCACGCAGUGGGAUUUGGUUUGCGAUAGAGAACAAUUGUCCAACUUGGCUCAAUCAUGCACUAUGUUCGGCAUACUCGUUGGUAACAUGAUUUUCAGUGCUAUGUCCGAUAGAAUUGGCCGAAAAAUUCCCCUGAUGAUCGCGAUACUACUGCAAACUCUAGCCGGACUAAUGACUGUGUACUCGCCGUGGUACGAGAUGUUCUUAACGUUCAAGUUCAUAGCAGCUGUGGCCACCGGCGGCUCCAUGCUCAUUAGUUUCGUUUUACUGAUGGAAAUUGUGGGGCCCAAGUGGCGCUCACCACUGUCCGUAUUGUUCCAUGUGCCAUUUUUAAUAGGCUUCCUGUUGAAUCCGCUGAUCUCUUAUUUAACCCGCACGUGGUACGGAUUUCAACUGGCAGUGUCUAUACCACCGAUUUUCCUGCUCUCCUAUUAUUGGAUAAUCCCCGAGUCACCGAGGUGGUUGCUGGCGGUGGGACGAACGCGCGAGGCUGAGGUGAUACUGACGAAGGCUGCGGAGAAGAACAAUGUCCCCUUGAGUCACGUGUCGGCGGCUAUCGAGGCCUACAGCACCAGCUACACCCAGUCAAAGAAAUCCGAUCAGGAGAAAAAGUACAAUGUGACGCACUUGUUCCGCACCCCGAAUUUAUGCCUCAAGACGAUCUGCGUCUGCGUCAAUUGGUUUGUCUGCGGCAUGUGCUUCUUCGGACUGGCCCAGUACAUCGGCCAGAUAAAGGGCAAUGUGUUCGUCAACUCGGCCAUCUCGGCGGCGGUGGAGCUGCCCGGCACCCUUAUCGUGCUCUUCCUGAUCUCAAGGGUCUCGCGGCUGCGUAUACUCAUGGGUGGUAGCUUUGUCUCGGGGGUGACGCUGCUGCUGAUCAUAUUCUUCGAUAACAAAACGAUACACGUGAUUCUGGCGACUAUCGGUAUAGCUGGCAUGUCGUUGUCCUUUCCCACGGUUUACUUGUACAGCAGCGAAGUUUUUCCGACCGUCGUGAGGAACAUUGGCAUUGGUGCCGGCAGUAUUUGCGCGAGGAUCGCAAGCAUGAUCGCUCCUUUCGUUGCCACCAUUGGUCACAAGUAUGAAUGGCUGCCACCUCUCGUAUUCGGCAUCGGGCCGAUCAUUGGGGCGGCUCUCUGUUUGCUGCUGCCGGAGACCAUGGAUUGCGAGCUCCCGGAAACGAUAGAGGAGGCGGAGAAUUUCGGAAAAAAAACCUCGAAGAAGAGUCAAGCUUAGAGACUUAACGACAUCGAGGGAGCAAAACAAACGCAUUUGAGAUCAUGAUGGUUUCGUUUUUUCUUUGCGCAUUUGUAGAUCAUUACGUAUACUUUUGCACUUAUGCAGGUAUCCAUUUUGGAAAGUUACAUCAGAGAUGGCAAAGACUGAUUUAUGUACAUCAUUUUCAUCGAUCAACUCUUCGUGACAUUUUCUAGGGUAACAUUGAAAAGUUUGAUAUUACUUUGAAUUUAUACUUACACUGUCUUUUGAAUCUUUCCAUACUCUGUGGUCUUGUGUUAAACUAUUGAGAGUUAUUAUAGUUUAUUUUUGUAUUGCAUAAAAAGCCUUAAGUUUUGAAAUAUUUAAUAUUGUUAUUCCUAUGUAUGGGUGUGCGUUACUCUUCAAAUUUUAUUUUUUACUUAUAUACCCACUGUAUUCUCUUAAUAGAUUAAAAUGAAAAACCUUAAGUGUAAAAACUUGAAUGAAAAUUGAAUAAACUCGUGCUGACAGAUCCAUUUGGAUCGAUCAUUUAAAUAACAUAAAGGAUUUUGAAUAAUUUUAAGAAAUAGUUUUUUAAAUUCGUUCUAGUGAAUUAAAAAUAAUUCACAAAUUUAUGUUAUUUAAAUGAAAAAUCCAAAUGCAUCUAAAGGCACGUGUUAAUUUAACUUCUAUUCGAAUUUGAUGGUUAAAAAUAUUUUAAGCUAAAAUUGAAAAAUUUAAGAGGGUGUAUGUCUAAAGAAUAAAAUUGGGAAACAACGGACACCCCACUAUACAUUUCAUAUUUAUUAACAGUAGAUGUAAUAAAAAAAGAAGACAAGUGGUGUUACAUAUUAUAAAACUGUUAUUUUCAAUACAUCUUAAUGAUCUACAAAGAAAUUAUGUAUUACUGUACAAUUAUAAUGCAUUUCAAUGAAGUUAUUACGAAGCUUAAAUCUGAUGGAAAAACAUGGCUU